CAGUCAGUGUAAGCAGCAAUUCGAAUUUCGAAGAAUUUUACAUCUCUACUAGACAAAUUUCUUAAAAUCUUUAUAUAUUGUAACGUUUUAUAAAUUUUAAUAAAGUUACAAGUUUGGUUACAUAAAACAGCGAGUGUUCAGAGGUUUUACAUUAAAGUAACAGAAGAUAACUAUCAAGAUGAGUAGAUCCACUUCUGUCAGUGCUCAGUAUGUGCCUCUUUUGGACAGCGAUAAGAAGUCGCCACGUUUCCUGUUAAAUUGGGUCUUUGAUGAACUCGGUAUUCAGCUCGAGGAUCUCAGCGAGAUGAAGACCGGCGUCAUCUACUGUCAGUUGGUGCACAAACUCUUUCCCCAAGUGAUGAAUCUGAAGAAGGUGAUCUUCAAUUGCACUCUACCCGUUGAGAUCGAUAGAAAUUUUUGCCUAUUGCAUCGUGCACUUGCCAAGCUACGCACCUUUCGGGAUGCAGCGCAGCAGGAGUGCAUUAAAAGGUUGACCAACAACAAGUUUAUGCUCUGGUUUCAUAAAUUUUACAUGCACAACAAGAAGAACGCCGAAGAACGAAUCAGUAGAAAGUCGUAUCUUUUAUCGAACGCGCAAGUGAAACGCAGCAACAGCAUCGCGAUCCCUUCCAAGCCAGCAGACCAACAGGGAUCCCACAAAGUACGUGUGGCGCCGCGUUCACAGAGUCUGGUCAAUAGGCCGGAGAUGCGCAGACGUAAUGCACCUGCAGCAUCUUCAUUGGCUGCUGAGCCUUGCAUGAUGGAUUGGCAAAAAGUCGAGACUGACUCCAUGGGAAACAUCUAUCAGAUGUUGGACGGCAAGCUGCAGACCUCCUUCUCGACACUCGCCUCGUCCAUGCCGAAGUUGCAAGUGAAUCCUGGGACUCCGGAAUUCGAUACAUCAUUGAAUGAGGCAUCAAAAGAGGUCAAAUUGAUCUUUUUCAAUAAAUUGCUGACAGCAGAGAAAUCCAUUUCACAGAAAGAGUCUGCAAAUAAUGAUGCUUCAAAGCAGGAAGAGUUGUCAAAUAAAAAUCAUUCUAAGCAGGAAUCUUUAAGCAAUAGUGCUUUAAAGCUGGAAUUAUGCUCAAACAAUGAUGCUUUUAAGCAGGAGUGUUCAAAUAAUAAUGCUCCAAAGCAAGCGUCCUUAAACAAUGAUGCUUCAAAGCAUGAGUCCUCAAGCAAUGAUGCUUUAAUUCAGGAAGAAGCUUCAAAUAAUAGCGUUUUAAAGCAGGAGCCUUCAGAAAAAGCUGCUCGAAAGCAGAAGACUUCAGAUAAAGUGUCACCUUCGAGAGAAGUAGCUGCGAUGGUCGAUCCCAGGAUCAGCAGAGACUACCUGGACUCCAUUGUCAAAACGCUGCGCUCCUCUGCUGCCGAUGACGCAAUUUUCGAGCUGAAUGAACGGAAUAAUAGACUUGAGGAGAUAGUCAAUAAGAUAAGGGGCUACGUUACCGACACAUCGCUUAACUCCAAUAAAGUAGUGCAUAAGACCCGCAAGACUUUGUACUUGUACUAUAAGAGCAAGCCUGAGCUGGAUCACGAAUUUUAAACGUCGCAGCAAUUCUACGUUUAUUCCAGUUCUUCUUCUUACUCCUUUUCUGUGAAAUUUUGAUGUUGUAAUCGUUUCUAAAGCUGACAACAACUUACAUGUUAAUUUGUUACAACGCAAACAAAAUAAUUAAAUUUGAUAUGAUGAAAAAUUAAAAUAAAAACGUACAAAAAUGUAAAUAAACUUGCAAAAAUAAAUGCAAGUUUUUCUCAACCGUUAAGUUUCAGCUGGGGGCCAU
Messenger RNA from Drosophila albomicans, 1784 nucleotides. RefSeq lists its product as uncharacterized. Gene Ontology annotation, cellular component: microtubule organizing center; cytoplasmic microtubule; microtubule plus-end. The transcript is spliced from 3 exons. The coding region runs from base 179 to 1546 and encodes 455 amino acids. NCBI's taxonomy places the organism in Eukaryota, Metazoa, Arthropoda, Insecta, Diptera, Drosophilidae. Gene Ontology annotation, biological process: spindle assembly; protein localization to microtubule plus-end; regulation of microtubule polymerization or depolymerization. Gene Ontology annotation, molecular function: microtubule plus-end binding. The record is from RefSeq and is a predicted model, not a curated record.